AUGUCUGUCAAUCGUAUCGUUCAGCUUGGGUCUCUGAUUGCGAUCAAGGCUUCCGACAUCGAUUCAAAGCUGACCGCUGCGGGCGUUGCGACUCCAAGCUUCAAGGCACAGACGAGUGUUAGCAAUUUUGCUAGCCUCGAAGAGAUAGCAGAGUCCCGCGUCGCCAUUCUUGAGGCAACAGACGAGCUCCACUCCCUUCUACUUGGACCUGUCGGCCAAUUGACAAGUCACUCGGGUUUCAAUCUCGCCCAUCAGACGAAUCAAUCAGCCUUCCAGAGACUGACCAGCCAUGUCGAUAGUCGGGCUCGCUAUGAAGCGGCAAUGCAAUGGUUUCACGCUGACCCCGGACUUCGCGCGGAUCAUAUUCUCUGUGGCUAUCCAUGGCGCUCAAUACCAGAACAAACUGUCGUCGACGUUGGUGGCUCUCAUGGUGCGAUAGGUAUAGCUAUCGCAGAAGCAUAUCCGACACUUCGACUGAUCGUGCAGGAUCAAGCCGAUGUGGUUCAAGCAGGCAGCGCAAGACUCCCUCUUGAUUUGAAAUCACGGGUGAGUUUCAUGAUACACGAUUUCUUGGAGUCUCAGCCGGUGGGUUAUGCCGCUGUAUAUAUCUUACGAUGGGUCUUGCACGAUUGGUCGGACGCCUAUGCAACCAAGAUAUUGAAGGCUUUGCGGCCGGCUUUAAAACGGGGAGCAGCGAUACUGAUCUGUGAACUAAUAAUGCCGGAGCCGGGUACGGUCAGCAUGUAUGAAGCCAGGAGUAUGAGGUCUAUGGACAUGGCGAUGCUUGAAUUUCACAAUGGCAAGGAGCGUGAUAGAGAAGACUGGGUAAAUCUGUUGCAAAGAGCGGAUGAACGAUUUUGUAUUGUCAACGUUAGACAGCCGCCAGGAUCACGACUGUCGUUUAUUGAGGUCCGCUGGGACGUCCAAAGUAACGGUCCAGGACAUCAAGAGGACGGAACUCUGUAA
Bacidia gigantensis is the source of this 966-nucleotide messenger RNA. RefSeq lists its product as uncharacterized. Gene Ontology annotation, molecular function: O-methyltransferase activity. The transcript has 2 exons. Lineage: Eukaryota; Fungi; Ascomycota; Lecanoromycetes; Lecanorales; Ramalinaceae. The coding region runs from base 1 to 966 and encodes 321 amino acids. The record is from RefSeq and is a predicted model, not a curated record.